Onychomys torridus (southern grasshopper mouse) is the source of this 1379-nucleotide messenger RNA. It is a transcript of the gene Sdcbp2, whose product is annotated as syndecan binding protein 2. Gene Ontology annotation, cellular component: cytoplasm; plasma membrane. NCBI's taxonomy places the organism in Eukaryota, Metazoa, Chordata, Mammalia, Rodentia, Cricetidae. The record is from RefSeq and is a predicted model, not a curated record. The transcript is spliced from 9 exons. Gene Ontology annotation, molecular function: protein binding. Bases 143 to 1021 code for a protein of 292 amino acids.
ACUCCGCUGCACUGCUGGACUCUGGAUACCGGCGCCUGAAGGAGACCCGAAGCAGGGUGCACUCUAGCAGCACACACCGUCCGCAGCCGCGGGGCACCCUGGGAGCCUACCGCGAGCAGGCUGGGUGCUUCAGGGAGCAGAUAUGUCUGUCCUAUACCCAUCUCUGGAGGACCUGAAGGUGAGCCAAGUCAUCCAGGCCCAAGCCAGAGCCUCACCCAGGAUGCUCACUCCGUCGGCCCCAAUGGCUUCUGCACCCCCACUUUCAGAGUUGUACCCAAACUUGGCGGAACUGGAGAGUUAUAUGGGGCUGUCCCUCUCUAGCCAAGAGGUCCAGAAGAGCCUGCCUCAGACUCCAGACGGUGACAAUAUGGUGGUCACUAGCCCAGGGCCUGGCCAGGUGGCAGCACCAGUCUCUGGGAACAACCUGGGUGUGCUGCGUGCAGAGAUCAAGCCUGGGAUGCGUGAGAUCCACCUGUGCAAGGAUGAGCGUGGCAAGACUGGACUGCGCCUGCAGGCUGUUGACAAGGGGCUCUUUGUGCAGCUGGUCCAGGCCAACACCCCUGCAUCCCUUGUGGGGUUGCGCUUUGGGGACCAGAUCCUGCAGAUUGAUGGGUGUGACUGUGCUGGGUGGAGCACAUACAAAGCUCACAAAGCACUGAAGAAGGCAUCCGCGGAGAAGAUUGUCAUGAUUGUUCGGGACAGGCCAUUCCAGCGGACUGUCACUAUGCACAAGGACAGCUCAGGCCAAGUUGGAUUUUUCAUCAAGAAGGGGAAGAUUGUAUCUGUGGUAAAGGGAAGCUCUGCAGCCCGUAAUGGACUUCUCACCAACCACUACGUGUGUGAGGUGAAUGGACAGAACGUCAUUGGGCUAAAGGACAAAAAGAUUACGGAGAUUCUGACCACAGCCGGAAAUAUCGUCACACUGACCAUCAUCCCCACUGUGAUCUACGAGCAUAUGGUUAAAAAGUUGUCCCCACUGCUGCUUCACCACACCAUGGACCACUCCAUUCCAGACAUCUGAAGUCACAGGGCAGCCCGGGCCUCCCAUCAUCCCGCAGCAGACAGCAGUCCUCGGAUGACAGGCUGCAGCUGGCCAGCUGUCUGGGUCUGGGUAUUGCAGGGCCAUGUCCCAGGUGGACGCAUAUUGGAUGAGUCUGCCAUUGCUGUUUCCAGGCCUGACUCCUAGCCGUGCUGAGGUGCAGGAGGGACUCAGGCACUUGGUUCUCUGUACCCUAGCUGCUGGGCACUUAGGCACUUAGGCAGAACGGCAGAAUGUCACGGAAAGGGUCCCUUUGCAGACUUUUGCGUCUUCUAGAAGCUCAGCCACCUGACUUGACAGAGGACCUCCUCAUGUGUCCCUUGCCUUCAUCGACCUUUGU